AGCUCGUCUGGUUCGGCGCACUGCGAGGCCGCUCCCAAGGCAGCGCUGAAUCCACAACAGUUUGUGGCGUUCAGGGUGCAGCAGGUGCAGGAGAUCAGCCACAACACCAAGAUCUUCCGCUUUGCCCUCGACCCCGACACGCGUCUCGGCCUCACAGUGGCGUCAUGCCUCGUUACAAGGGCGCCCAUCGGGCCACCGGGGGACGACGGAAAGCCCAAAGCCGUCAUCCGACCGUACACGCCCAUCACCCCACCGGACGUCAUGGGGCACUUCGACCUGCUAGUCAAGGUGUACCCCGACGGCAAGAUGAGCCGCCACUUCUUCUCCCUCAAGCCAGGCGAUGUGCUUGAAAUGAAGGGCCCCAUUCCGAAGCUGCCCUAUCAGCCCAACAUGAAACGCAGCAUUGGCAUGGUGGGGGGGGGAACGGGAAUAACGCCCAUGUUGCAGGUCAUCGACGCCAUCCUCUCCAACCCCACCGACCACACGCAGGUGUCGCUGGUGUUCGCCAACACCUCCCCGGCCGACACCCUCCUGGCUGAUCAGCUCACAGCCCUCGCCGCCUCGCACCCCAACUUCAAGGUGUACUUCAUGGUGGACCGCGCGGAGUCGGGGGCGGCAUGGAAGGGCGGCGUGGGGUUCAUCACGGCCGACGUGCUGCGGAAGGCACUGCCCCCACCAUCCCCCGACUCCCUCGUGCUCGUGUGUGGGCCGCCCGGCAUGAUGAACCACGUGUCAGGCAACAAGGCACCCGACAAGUCGCAGGGGGAGGUGGAUGGCCUCUUGAAAACUCUUGGCUACACCAAGGACCAAGUUUACAAGUUUUGA
Molecule: messenger RNA, 825 nt
Organism: Closterium sp. Naga37s-1
Lineage: Eukaryota; Viridiplantae; Streptophyta; Zygnematophyceae; Desmidiales; Closteriaceae
Source: the annotation of a GenBank genome assembly